This is a messenger RNA of Labrus mixtus (cuckoo wrasse), 9355 nucleotides long. Its product is annotated as potassium/sodium hyperpolarization-activated cyclic nucleotide-gated channel 2-like. The coding region runs from base 755 to 4255 and encodes 1166 amino acids. Gene Ontology annotation, biological process: potassium ion transport; transmembrane transport. Gene Ontology annotation, cellular component: membrane. The record is from RefSeq and is a predicted model, not a curated record. Gene Ontology annotation, molecular function: voltage-gated potassium channel activity. NCBI's taxonomy places the organism in Eukaryota, Metazoa, Chordata, Actinopteri, Labriformes, Labridae. The transcript is spliced from 8 exons.
UUGCUUUGAAACCCAUUUGUGGGAAGUUAAUGGCACAGUAUGUUUCCACAGAGUGGUGAACUUCAACUCCUUAAAGAGCUCACACCAAUGAGUGACAAAAGCCUACGCGUUUUGUUUUGUAGAGACCUAGACUUACUCUGUAGACUUUGUUGAUAGUGUUUAAAGUUUGGCACUGCUAUUGAGUCAACAUCCCAUUGCAAUGAAUACCACACAACCUCUGUGCUACCCCUGUGAGGCCGCUAGGGUGCGCUAAGCACCAACUCGAUGGGUGACAUCUAUUCAGGAAGGAUGUCAUUGAGAACACCUUCUAAAAUAUGACAUCAUUGGAGUUUUCAUUAACACGUGUUAAUUGAACUUUUAUUGUUAGUAUAAAGAGUUGUUGACAACAUUUCAGUCAUCAAUGGACGUGUGGUUCUGUGAAAAAAGCCACUAAAAGGUUCUUCAUCUAAGCUGUAGGUCAUGACUGCGAGGCCUUGACUGGAAAAAAAAAGCUGGAGCCGAAUUAGCAGCAGCGUACGCUAAUAGUUUAAUGAUAUCUGACGCAGUCAAAGGGCUCAAUUAGUUUGAUGCUCAAGCAUCUUUGACACAAUGACUAGUGAAAGUAAAAGCGCAGUAGUUUGCAAAUAAGUCACGUCCACCCCUCCCUCUGUCCCUCUGUCCCUCUCUCCUUCCUCUCCCCCUCUCCUCUUCUUCUCUUCAUCUCUCUCCACCUCUGAUUGGUUUUCUGUAAAGAUAAUUGGUGGCAAAAUUUGAUAUGCCCAAUGUCAUGGACAGGAAUGAGGUUUCACCGGCGACUGCUGCCACCAUGAAAAAGAAGGCGGUAGGCGGAUGCAGCCACAUCAGCGCCCCUAAGGCUGCCGCGUCCAAAUGCACAAGAAGCACCAGCAGCCAGAACUGUCUGGACUCUGGUUCUUCCGGCGCACCGAGCGCUAAGCAGCCCGGUGCGGCCAGUAACGUCGUGAUGGACGAGACGGAGGACGGGGAAGAGGAGUCCAGGUUCCAGCAUCCGCGGUUGCGCCGAGCCGGGGGGAGCGGCAGCGGCGGAGGAGGAGGCGGCGGCGGCGGCGGCAGUAUCAGGAUGAAGAACUUUACGCCAGGAGGGGGAGCCGCGUCCUCGGGUUCCAGGAGAAACUCCAACAAGGAGCCGUGCCAUACGCACACAGAGGACGCUCCCGCCGCUCCACGGCCCACUACUGCCUCCAGAUCUGCCGAGACUCAGACACCCUGUCCGGGCGAUGCUGCCCGGCGCGGAGAGACCAGCCGAGCAUCUGGGGCGGAGGCGUCGGAAUCAGCGGUCGCGUUAGAGGUUUUAAACGCGACAGCAGGUGAUGGUUGCAACAGCGUCGUUACAAUUUCCAGUAUGAAAUGCAACAAAAACGGAGAAUGCAGGAGGGACUCGGGUACCGGGAGCCUGCGCUCAAUAAUCUCCAAGCAGGAGAAGCAGACAGGAGGGUCGGGGAGGGCCGAGGACGGGGGGAGCACGAAGCGGGGAGGCUGUAACUCGGCCACCGCCAGCAUGGACGGCUCCAUCACCCCAGGUGGGUCUUUGACCGGCGGACAGGGAGGCGACAGCGCUAACCCUGGCGCUACCCCCGUGUCCAGCGGCGUGCCCGAGAAAAAGGACUCCAAGGUGUCCUUCUCCAACGCACCGAGUCGGAAAGCCUCGUCCUCGCUGCAUGGCCCGGCUCAGACUCAGAACCAGCAGCCCAGGAACUCUGUCACUUUCCAGAAGCCAGAGGAGGAUGGACCGCCAAUCGUGCCCGCCGAGGACGCGGAGCCUCAGGGCAGCCAAGCCAGCUUCAUGCAGCGACAGUUUAGUAGUAUGCUGCAGCCUGGAGUUAACAAAUUCUCCUUACGCAUGUAUGGUAGUCAAAAAGCAGUAGAGAGAGAACAGGAGAGGGUAAAAUCAGCUGGAAAUUGGAUUAUCCACCCUUACAGUGAUUUCAGGUUCUACUGGGAUUUCACAAUGCUGCUGUUUAUGGUGGGCAACCUGAUCAUAAUCCCCGUGGGCAUCACCUUCUUCAAGGACGAGACCACAACGCCCUGGAUCAUCUUCAACGUGGUCUCUGACACCUUCUUCCUCAUGGACCUGGUGCUAAACUUUCGCACAGGAAUCAUCAUCGAGGACAACUCGGACAUCAUUUUGGACCCUGAAACAAUUAAAAAGAAGUACUUAAAAACUUGGUUCAUUGUGGACUUUGUCUCCUCCAUCCCAGUGGAUUACAUAUUCCUAAUAGUGGAGAAAGGCAUCGACUCGGAGGUGUACAAGACAGCUCGGGCGCUGAGGAUCGUCCGCUUUACCAAGAUCCUAAGUCUCCUGAGGCUGCUGAGGCUCUCCAGAUUAAUACGCUACAUUCACCAAUGGGAAGAGAUCUUCCAUAUGACCUAUGACCUGGCCAGUGCGGUGAUGCGGAUCUUUAACCUGAUUGGUAUGAUGCUGCUGUUGUGUCACUGGGACGGCUGCCUACAGUUCCUUGUUCCAAUGCUGCAGGACUUCCCCUCAGACUGCUGGGUGUCCCUCAACAAGAUGGAGAAUGAUACCUGGUCAGAGCUGUACUCCUUUGCUGUAUUCAAAGCCAUGAGUCACAUGCUGUGCAUCGGUUAUGGUCGACAGGCCCCGGAGAGUCUAUCAGAUAUCUGGCUCACCAUGCUCAGUAUGAUUGUAGGAGCUACAUGCUAUGCGGUUUUCAUUGGUCAUGCAACAGCUCUUAUACAAUCCCUGGACUCCUCCAGACGCCAGUAUCAGGAGAAGUACAAACAAGUGGAGCAGUAUAUGUCCUUCCACAAGCUACCUGCUGACUUCCGACAGAAGAUCCAUGACUAUUAUGAGCACAGAUACCAGGGCAAGAUGUUUGAUGAGGAGAGCAUUCUAGGAGAACUCAGCGAGCCUCUCAGAGAGGAAAUUGUUAACUUCAACUGUCGUAAGCUCGUCGCCUCCAUGCCGCUGUUCGCCAAUGCAGAGCCCAACUUUGUCACCGCCAUGUUGACCAAGCUGCGUUUUGAGGUUUUCCAGCCGCAUGAUUACAUCAUAAGAGAGGGAACCAUCGGGAAGAAAAUGUACUUCAUUCAGCAUGGGGUCUGCAGCGUCAUCACUAAGGGAACCCUUGCAAUGAAACUUUCUGAUGGCUCUUAUUUUGGAGAGAUCUGUUUAUUGACGAGAGGUCGGCGAACAGCCAGCGUGCGAGCAGAGACUUACUGUAGGCUCUACUCACUAUCUGUUGACAACUUCAACGAGGUGCUGGAAGAGUAUCCCAUGAUGAGACGAGCCUUCGAGACUGUUGCUAUUGACCGUCUGGACCGCAUUGGAAAAAAGAACUCCAUCCUGAUGCACAAGGUUCAGCAUGAUCUUAACUCUGGGGUGUUUAACAACCAGGAAAACGAGAUGAUCCAGGAGAUCGUCAAGUACGACCGUGAGAUGGUGAAGCUGGUGGACCUCCAGCGACCGCGGGCCAUGUCUAUGACCCCCUCCAUCGGUGGUAUCUUUGCUCCUCCCGGCCAGCCGCAGUCGGGCUCUGCUAUCGCUACUCUGCAGCAGGCAGUGGCGAUGAGCUUCUGUCCUCAGAUGGCGAGUCCUCUUGUGGGCCCAGGGACACUGCAGUCUCCUCGAAUGGUUCGAAGGUUCCAAGUGAUGCAGAACUUGGCCAGUCCUGUCUCCAUGUCUCCUCUUCAGUCUCACCCCCCUCAGGCAUUUGGGGGGGCGUUUGGAUCUGCGAUCUCCAGCCCACCCGUCCAAAGCCCACUCGCUGCUUCAGGACGGACUUUCCAGUACAUGGCGAGUGCAGGACCCUCUGGUUCCCAGUUGUCCCUUGUACAGCACCAUGCACCCAGCCCCACACAGACCCAGCAGAGGCCGGCCUCACACAAGAGCACCCACUCCCUUCAUACAGGCAGCCUGAGCCAGGAUACCCGGGUGCUGUCUGCAUCCCAGCUUUCACUCCCCCAGGAGGGAACACCACAAGCUGCCUCUGCAGCUCCCAGCCCUCCACCAUCCACCCGCACCUCUAACAACUCCAUUGGCCCCCCACAGCCGUCUCAUGCCAGCCUGCCGGGGCCGUCCGGGGUUGGGAGAUCGGCAGGAGCUCCGCAGAGGGUUGCCUUUGCCUCCACGCCCCCUCCCGGUGAACCCUCUAGGGUGGGGGCAGUAGCAGCAGCUGCUGGAUCAGGAACUCCAGACUCUGGAGUUCCCAAGAAAGAUUCAAUUGUCAGCCUUCCAGAGCUAGACUCUGCCAGAUCCCGGCUGUCUUCCAACUUGUGACCCUGGUAGAGUUCAGGAAAGAGGCCUUUUUUGUAGGAGAAUCUGUUUGUUUUAGGUCAGUCCAGCUGAUCUGUCAGCCUGCUGAAUGACCAAUCAGCUACCGCCAGCGCCACACAUCUUUGGACCUGGAUGCACUGUGUGCUGAGUCGGCAGAAGAAAAAGAGCAACUCAAAUCUUGAGACACUUUGGCUAGGAGGAGUCUAUACAAUUAAACUAGUAUAACUUAAGGUGGAACUGGUCUAGUCUACUGUGCCAGCACCUUUAGUCUUAGUAUCACCCCUUACACUCUGCUUCCAAACACCUACUGUAUAUCGCUGUCUUUACUGUAAAGAUAUGAAGAAGAGUACGAUUAAUGUAACUAUUGCAUACUGUGUAGAAUCCAUGCAAUGCAAUCUAGCUGGAGCUGGACUUAAAAAAUGAAAAUCAGGGACUUGAGGUCAAAUGACAAUGACAUUUUAAGCGUUCAAAGUGUUUUUGAGUGUCAUUUCUUUUCUGUAUAAGCUGUCGUAGCAAAAGAACACAUUGCUCUUCAUAUUGUUUCAAAUAGUAGUGAAAUAGUGUUUUAGACCGCUGGUCGAUCUUACAUCGAUGUGUAAAUAGUUGAUGAAAAAGUCAGAGGGAUAUUAUAUUCAUUGUAUCUACCCAAACCAAAGUUGAGCUCGAACACAAAGUCUGGUUGUGUCUGUAUCAACUAAAAAAGAAACAUAGAAGAAAAUGCCAUUUAUUUAACUGCCUUGAUUCAACGUUAGAAGCCAUAUAUUUGGUUUGUGUGUUUGUGUAUACGUGGGCGUAAGUUUGUGUGCGUGAGUUUGUUGGUUACCUUUUGGUUCUAUUUUCAGAGAAUGGACUCACACACUCUCUGCACUGCUUUGUCAAGCGUAAUCGGUUUGACAUGCUGACGUCUGCUCUGACCUGUUUUUCAUGAAACACCUCGGAGGCGGUCAGAUGUUCAGCCGGUGUUCUGAUUGUAACUCUGAAGGCAAAAGGUGGUUAAAUAAUCUGAGCUUUAUCGAAAGGAAACAUUUGUGAACAACCCAUACUGUAUACUUGCUUGUUUUUUGUCUAGGUUUAUUGAUUAACACACGCAAUAUGAUUCUGCAAUACUCUACCCCGCCUAUAUAUAAAUAUAUAUGAAUAUAAAUAUCUAUACAUAUGCUGUACAGGAAAGUGAACUUGUUUUUUUUUCUCCUUUUGUUUUAUUCUCAAUGUGAAACCUUAAAGAAUCCAGCAGCUAUUGUGGCUUCACUUGAGGUAUUGUAAUCCAGUGACCAUGUUGUUACCUUAACCAAAAAUGUUGGAGGGAAUGAGAGGCUGUGUCAUUUUCGUAGAAAACAGAAGCAAACAGGUUCAAAGUCACAGGAGGAACCAACGCUUUGAAUUCAGCAAGUCAGAUCCUCAAAAAUGUCACUUUAAAGCCCAUUCAAAUUGUAAACUGAGUGGGGGUUUGGGGAAGGGCGGCAUGGGGUAAAAAUGCCUCACUUUAAAAACUCUUUGCUCCAUAUCAAAGUCUCUGUGUGCUCAGAUCACCUCAAACCCCCCAUGAAUGUCUCAACAUUUCGAUCCUAUUGUUCAAAUUUUUAGAUAUGGUUGAGGCUGUGGUUCUAUUUGUUCAAAAUCAAUGAUCCUGCUGAACCUUAAAGCCUUCUCUUGCUGAAUGUAUGCCAUACGAGAAGGAAGACAGCUAAUCAGUUUAAACUGCCAUGUAAAUAAAGGGAUGGAGGUUUAAAGAGGCUUUUAUGAUGCAAGGGGGUUGUGGGCGUUGCUGUAUGUCUUGCUGAGUGUCUGCAAUCUUUUUAAGUUCUAUGAUGCUUCUCUGGGUUGAAAGUUGCUGUAUUUUACUUGUAUGCUACCCCACUCCUUUCCUUACACCACCCCUUACACAUGAGAGGAUACUUUUUUUCUAUUAUUUUUUUUUAAUUCUCGGCGUGAACAAGAUCAAGUUGUAACCGCUUUGAACUUUAAAGCGCGCACUGAGGACAUUCAAUUAAGCACCUUCUGUUGCACUUCGACCUUGUAAUCAAAAUGAAAAUCGAUGCUCUAUUCUGCUCAUACGGCUGUAGUACUUCUCCUGGAGCUGUUAUCUGGUUAAAAAGUAAGGACAAAAAGUGAAUCCAAUCGGGGUAGAAAAUAGGCAGCUGAUUCAAUGUGUUGAAUAAACACCGCGUGCAACUUUGUUGGCUCUGAGAAAUCAAUCCAGAGCCAAACUGUAAAAUCGAUGCGAUGGACAUUUCACUCAGGUUUGCUACCUUUCCAGAGAGAUGUAUUGAGUGCUGCAGCGUGGCUUGCCAUUGAUUUAUGUACACUUGUCCAUCCUCCCAUAAUCAACCUGUUGAUUUAACCAUGCUGAAAGACUCCCCUUGCAUUUUGAUUGGCUGAAAAAAAAAGGAGCAUCUUAGAUUGUUUAAGCAAAACUGGCUGACACUUGCUUUGAUCAAAGAGAUCUUUUCGAAACAAGGUAUAGGUGAUUGUUUUUAUCCAAGGGCUUCAUUAUAUGGCUUGUAAACCCUGGUUCAUUGUUUCUGUAGAGCUGCCACAUUUUCACUUACAUUUUUUUCCUGAUCAGUCACAUGCACUAAAUCUUGUUCUUUGUUUGUCACAAUUCUACAACCUGCUUCAUCAGCAUCACUUUGUAUUGUUUUUUUAUUUCCUAUGGGAAAGGUACAUGCCAAAAUGCCAAUGCGAUUGUGAAUGAACCGAGUCCAUUUGAGUCAAUAGCUGUUGUGUGCUUCGAUACUGUUUCAGUGCAAUCAAUUAGUCCUCUUCCCUGUUCCUUUGUGCUAAUACCAGAGUUUGCCCUAUUAAGCUGCUAACAGGACUGUGCUGAUAUUAUUUGAAUGAGUCCACAGUCAGUGAGAGCGAGAUGGACAGAGAGUUUAAGAGCUACCGGAACGUUUCAGGCAAUAUCAGGCACCGUCUCUAUUUCAUUGCAUCCAUCCAGUAAGAUAAAGUGUAACUCACUCCAACUCAAAGGAUUGCAUCCCAGACUUUGAUCAGUACCACUCUGUUCAAACCCUCCGCCAUGAACCUGAUACAGCGCUAACAUCACACACACUUCUGUAAGAUAUCCGUUUUGUGUCCGUAUCACAAGUGUGUUCUGGCUUCCAGCCGCUGUCGACGUGUGUGUGACACAGCGCUGUGUUCGCCCAAUGACAGGGGGUUCAAAGUGUGAUUGUUUAAUGGUUCUUCUUCUGGACCUUGCUGUGAAGUGGGAUUGAAAUCCCUCAUACUUGUUUGACACUGACUGACAAUUAUUGAGAGUUUCUACGUUUCAAACCUCUCGUUCUUUCUGUACCAGAUAUUAAAGGGUACUGGAUGCCUUGGUGUUGAUAUGUUAGCAAAUCAGGGUAUUAUUUUUGUUUGUAAAAGUGUCUUUGAUUUAUCAGUAUAUUUAGUUUGGUUCUUGUUUUUGCAAUGUGCCCCAUGCACAUGGACUGUAUAUACCUUGUGCCUAGUAUAUCUAGUUUCCACAUAGUCUAUUUUUGUGGUAUGUAUGUGCCUGUAAAAAUGCAAAUAUGUGUUUUUAUUUUCAACUUGCAAUAUAUGUAAAAAAAAAAAAAAAAAAUUAGAUGAUGACUAGUAUUUCUGAAUUAAAAUGACAAUGUCAGUAUAUAUAAUUUUCCCUGAUUUGGGAAACACAAAAUUGCACAUUUUUGUUGGUUUGAGCCUUCCAACACCAUGCGCGCUGUACUCUGUACUUUCAUGUUCUGUACAUAUGGUAUAAACAGAGAUGUGGGGCACAUUGUCGUGUUUGUCCACAACCUGCUGUAUUAAAAACAUUUUCUACAGUUAGAGGGUGAGCUCUGACAGGCUUCUGGUGGAUAUCGGCAGUCUAGACGUUAGCUUAGAUGACCUGCUUGCUACACAGAAACAAAAGUGACAAACAAAACGGUGGAGACGCCUGCACAAUAUAAAAACAAAAAAACACUCAACAUAUACUGUACAUGCUGAAAAAUCUUUCUAAAAAUAGUCUUGAUGCACAGGUCUUUAAGCACUGACGCUGGUUGCACACUAAUUUGGUGUUUGCCAUUUAAAAAAAAAAAAAAAAAAUCUCUCCAAGGCUGAACAAGCCUCAGCAGUCACGAUCUCAAACCAGAGUUGAGUUCCCUUGACAGCUCCAAGCAGAGUGCAUGCUUGUAUUUUUCUUCUCUAAGCAGAGUUCUGUGUACGAUUCUUAGUGGGACCUUCAGAUCUAGACACUGUCAAGAACCAACUACUGUACAAUGAUUUUAUUUAGUCUUACAGUUUAACCUUUGUGUCGUAGCUACUGUAGCCUGCUUAGCUUACCUAAGCCUUCUCUCUGCUUCAGGACUCUGUGUAUUGUGUGCUUGAGUUUGUUAGUGUGUGUUAGUGUGUGUGUACGUGUGUUCCUGUGCCUUUCCUUCUAUAAUGUUGGUCCCACUUGAGAAUACGACGCCAUUUAGGGGGUUUUAGACCCACAUGCAGCUGAGAGAGACGCCGGCACAAGCUGGAAAGUGUUACACAGUCACAAAUCCACUCGUUCGAAAAAAGAAACCCAACACUGUAAUGCUCCUAGAAACGACUUUAGUAGCAUUCCACAGCAUGCACGAGCAGCUCAGUGUGGCCAUCCAGACACACUUUACCAGCACCAUGUAGUCAACAGCACAGAUAUAUCUGACAAAGCGUGUGUCCUCUCUCCUUCUCUCUGGAGGCCAAUCUGCAACCAUCUCAGGCUGUGCUCCGCUUCUGCUCUUAACUAAAAGUAUUUCAGAACUCCAGCGCUGUCUAAGUUGAUGUCUACAGUCCAGGAACAAAUCAGCUCUGAGCCCAAGCCACAGCAUUUCCAAAUCGAUCUCAAAGGAUCACAAGAGGGAAGGGGUCGGGGGAUACUGAUGAUAUUACUGCCGUCCAGUCCUUUCAGACUGAGUUGCACAGCUGGCAGCAAGGGGGCCAGUGUGUUCUGAUUUGAUCCUGCGUCUAAAAGGCUGUCUUGUCCACCACCUCUGCUGGCCAAGUACACAGAGCCACACCCUGGUCUCUCUCAAUAAGCUGGUCUGUCAGUCAGUGGCAAUGUCGUUUAAGCGUUCGUAAAAAGACGAUACAUUGUUGUGCAAUAAAAAGAUGAGCGCAUUGGCAUACUUA